AUGCGGUUUCAAGCUACCACUCUUGAGCAGCGGAAACACCAUGUCAGGGAUAUCAUCUCUUCUUUCGACAGAACAACGCUUCCGGCGGAGUUUAGGAACGAUGUGUUUGCACGAAUAGACGAGGAGCAAGCUGGAAGGGCACAGUCUGAAUGGACCCGUCAAGGAGAUCUUACGGGCACAGCCAUGCAGUGGGGAUCUCAUGAUCCUUUGUCCUGGGAGACGUUGAAUCGAUGGCAGCCGCCGAAUCCCCGAGCCAGGCUGUUUGCAGAAAAGCUUCGAAGGCUGUUCGACCACCUGUUCGAAGAAUAUCAGGUGCUCGGCACCACUCACGGUCGCGAUACAAGGGCAGCGACGACACAUACGCCUUCCCAGAUCUGCCAGAGGUUCCAUAAGUUGGCGGCAGCAACCGUCACCGACCUGAAGUUCAGAACCGAAGGUCAUGCACACACUGCUGAUGUUUUGGUAGAUGUUCUGGCAAGAGUAUGCAGAACUCACGAUGAUGCUGCUGAGAUACGGGGAGGCUCACGCAGUCCGCGCAGUCCAACCUCUGCCCGAAUGCCGGGAGGGACUUGGUCGAGUCUCUAUCAUGAACUGAUCCAGGAGCCAAUACCAGGCGCGCCUGAUUUCAUGCUUGAGGCGCUGGAGACGCUCAAUGAAGUCUCGCCAAGGACACUGGCUGCGAGAAGCAUGCGACAGAGGCUGCAAACCAUUGACGCCAUGCUGCGGGCCAGAAGUGCACCUUACAGUUAUCAGACAAGGUUCAGGAAUGUUAUCAACUUGGACAGCUGA
Molecule: messenger RNA, 789 nt
Organism: Exophiala dermatitidis NIH/UT8656
Lineage: Eukaryota; Fungi; Ascomycota; Eurotiomycetes; Chaetothyriales; Herpotrichiellaceae
Exons: 1
Coding region: 1-789 (262 amino acids)
Source: RefSeq, a predicted model, not a curated record